Molecule: messenger RNA, 1950 nt
Organism: Toxorhynchites rutilus septentrionalis
Lineage: Eukaryota; Metazoa; Arthropoda; Insecta; Diptera; Culicidae
Product: zinc finger protein 182-like
Exons: 11
Coding region: 306-1442 (378 amino acids)
Biological process (GO): regulation of transcription by RNA polymerase II
Molecular function (GO): RNA polymerase II cis-regulatory region sequence-specific DNA binding; DNA-binding transcription factor activity
Source: RefSeq, a predicted model, not a curated record
ACAACCCCCGCUCCACAAACCGUAAUAGCCUUCUUCUUGAAGUGAUGAUGUUGCUUCACCUGUUACACAUUGAUAUAAGCGCCUUGGCUCCGAUCCAGUGUCACCUCGGCCUAAGUUUGUUUUGUUUUUGUUCCAAAAUAUAGACCGUACAAAUAAAUAAAACUGGAGAAGGGAGAUGGCGUUUAUUAGCAACAACCAAGCCCCCCCACAGACUGCAGCCUUUUUAUCGGCCGAUAGUUUUGUUGGGUUGGCCCGCUAGUGCAAAAACCGACCCAACUGAAUCGGAAUUGGUUUAAUAACGAGGCAUGCUUUGUGACCAAUGUAGCUUUUGCUCCAAUAUGUGCAAUGAUAAAUUCCAUCACGUGCUGGUUCCCUCUCAUGAAGAGCAGAAGCUAAAAACUGUCCUGCAGAAGUUGAGAAGUUUCACUUCUCCGUUGAGCAGUUAUCCUACAUGCGACAAAUGUCACCAGGAAUUCAUAACAGUCCACAACAUUCCCGAGAGUUGCUUCCAAAUUUUGCCCAUCUCCGAACCGACUGACAUCAAGAUGGAACCAGAGCUAACGAUUAACGACGAGCUGUCGGAUAAUAAAGAUAUUUUCGAGACAGACCCAGCAGUGGAUUUCCGACCGAUCGGACAGGAUGACGAAAUGCAAAUCAGAGAAAUCGGAGAGAUAUUCUUCAUCAGGGAAAUAGAUGAUGACGACAAUAUGUCAUCAACUCCAGAUGCUGUAUCAAAACGUAAGAAGGGCUCCGCGAAAGAAGGAAGGAUACUGUUGAAAUGUGAAAAGUGUGAAAAAACAUUUGCUUCAAGACAUAGACUAAAAGUGCACGUUCUAACUCAUACGGGUGAACGACCCUUUCCUUGUCCAUAUUGUCAGAAAACAUAUAGGGAAUCGGCAAAGCUCCGAAUUCACAUUCGAAACCAUACGGGUGAUCGUCCCUAUUCUUGUUUACGUUGUUCAAAAGCGUUUACGCAGAGUACAUUGCUCCAAUAUCACAUUCGCACCAAUAAGUGCGAACGUCCCUAUUCUUGUCCACAAUGUCCUAAGACGUUUGUAAAAUCUUCAGCGCUCCAAACGCACAUCCAAGCUCAUCCGGGAGAGAAACCUGUAUUUAAAUGUGAAGAGUGUGUAGAAACAUUUUCCUCAAGAACUAGACUAAAAGUGCACGUUCGAUCUCAUACCGGUAAAAGUUCCUUUUCGUGUCCACACUGUCAGAACGCAUAUAGGAAUGCUUCAACGCUCCGAGCGCACAUUCGAACUCAUACGGGUGAACGUCCUUACGCUUGUCCACAUUGUCCGAAAAUGUUCAAGCAAAGUUCAUCGCUAAAGCCGCACAUUCGAACUCAUACGGGCGAACGACCCUUUUCAUGUCCACAUUGUCCGAAGACGUUUGGGACAAAAGGAGCGCUUAAACAGCACAUUCUAACUCAUACGGAUUAGUAAAGAAUGCUUCUCUGUCUUGAAUUAUUUGGCAGAACCAUUUCUUUGCAGGGGAAUUUUGCUUUUGUUGGCUACUGUGGCGUAUGCCCUUCACGCGAUGCAGUACCUACUACGGGUAUCGCAUUAAUAGGAGACCUAUGAUUGGAAAAACUUUUUCUAACGGUGCGUUUAGACUAGUGAUGUUUUCAUGUGAAGAAAUUUAGGAAGAAAUAUGAUGAGAUUCAUCGAAAUCGCAUCAACCGUUUACACUAGCGCUAAUUCAUAUAAUGUAUACUAGCUGAUCCAGAAGACCUUGUUCCGCCAUAUGAAUUAUUUCUAGUGAAUAACUAACUAACUAACGGAUUGUAAGUGUGUUCAAAUGAAUAGAUUGUUUGAGAAACCCCAUAAGUCGCUUGUGAGGAAACGACUAAAAACUGUUCUCAACAUUUUGAACUGGUCCUAUUACUAUCAGGUUCGGUUAUCACAUCCAAAACAUAUUAUGUGAAACCACUUUUUCAUUAAUAUGACA